Molecule: messenger RNA, 4932 nt
Organism: Pimephales promelas (fathead minnow)
Lineage: Eukaryota; Metazoa; Chordata; Actinopteri; Cypriniformes; Leuciscidae
Source: RefSeq, a predicted model, not a curated record
AAGAAAGAAAGACAUGGACAUCAUGGAUGACAUUGGGGUGAGUAUUCGUUCUACUUUCUUAGUCUUUUCUGUAUUCCAGAGGAAGGAUUUUACAAUUCAACCAUCUGUUAAGAGAUGAAUGUCAUUAGUAUAUUGUAGAUAGUAAGUGCUUGAUGUAACUGUAAUCAUGAUCAGUAUUGUACAUCCUGUCAUUCAGCUCUCUGACCUCUUUCGAUUGGCUGAUUACUCCAUAUUAGUAUUGAUUGCAGGCCCUUCUGAAAUCAGGCUGUCAUUGAACCAUCCACACUGAGGACGAUGACUGGCACUAGUGCGUGCUGAACUCGGUGGUCUCUUGGAGAAUGGAUGGUCUACCGUUACGUCUGUUUGUGAGCUGAUCAACCGUAGAGGGAAUCCACAAAUCACCCAGAGGCUCGGCGGGCAGAGGGUGUGUGGAAAACAUCACAGACGCUCUCAGAUCUUCCAGCACGUGGAGACACGGAGACAGACAGAAGCUGGAGGUCUCGCAUCUCGUCGCCGGGUCCGACUCGUGUCUUCUGCACCUCAUUUACUCAGUGGACGCUUGAUUCAUCACCACAGAGACAGCACCACUUUGUCCAGACUCACCAGGCAGGCUUUCUUGCCAAGACAAGCAUUCAUUAGUGCAGAAACAUGUGGUCAGGUCGCCUGACUUUCAGCUGUUUGGUUUUGGCCACCCUGAUGACCCUAAAUCACUCCGGCCUUGUGAAGAAGAUGAUCAGGCACCGACGGGAAGCUCUGACGAUUCCCGGCGUACACAACGUAACCCUUCCGAACUCUUCCCAACCGGUCAUUUUCAACCACGUUUACAACAUCAAAAUCCCGGGUAGCUCUCUGUGUGUGGAUCUGGACUCUCCGGGUGGUUCGGAUCUCGAGCAGAAGGACGCACCAUCUGGCUCUGAAGUAACUGACCAGACAUUGGACGGCAGUAAUCAGAUUGUCUUCACCCAUCGCAUCAACAUCCCCAAGCAGGCCUGCGGCUGUACAGGUGGACUGCCGGAUCUGAAGGAGCUCCUGAGUCGACUGGAGAUGUUGGAGUUGGAGGUGUCCACACUCAGAGAGCAAUGCGGCACAGAGUCAACCUGCUGCAGCGCAGAGGUCACAGGUGCUGUGGGAACGAAGCCCUACUGUAGCGGCCGUGGAAACUACAGCACUGAAACCUGCGGCUGUGUUUGUGCUCCCGGAUGGAAGGGCCCCAACUGUACCGUUCCCAACUGUCCCGGAGACUGCAGCGACCAGGGCCGCUGCGUUAACGGAAAGUGCGAGUGUUUCGAGGGCUUCACGGGUGAGGACUGCAGCUUGGAAACCUGUCUGGUGGACUGCGGCGUGAACGGGCGUUGCGUUGAUGCGGUGUGCGUCUGCAAUGAAGGCUUCUCCGGGGAAGAUUGCACAGAUUCGGAUUGCCUCAACAACUGUUUGGGACGCGGGCGCUGCGUUGAUAGCGAGUGCGUCUGCGACGAACCCUGGACUGGCUUCGACUGCUCCGAGCUCAUCUGCCCGAAUGACUGCUACGACCGCGGACGAUGCGACAACGGGACCUGUUACUGUGAGAAAGGCUUCGUCGGAGAAGACUGUGGGACACUCUCUUGUCUGAACGACUGCUCGGGACGAGGUUUCUGCAUCGAUGGCCGCUGUGUGUGUGACGCCGGGUACUCGGGCGAGGACUGUACCGUCCUAACCUGUCCGAAUAACUGCAACGGAAGGGGGCGCUGCUUUAACGGAGUGUGUAUUUGCGACGUGGGCUUCCUCGGAGAGGACUGCGGGAGGCUCUCGUGCCCGGACAACUGCAACAACCGAGGGCGCUGCAUAGACGGGCGGUGCGAAUGCGAUGUUGGCUUCCAAGGCCGCGAUUGCUCGGAGCUCCGCUGCCCUAACAACUGCAAGAAUCGUGGGCGUUGCGUUAACGGCCAGUGUGUUUGCCAAGAGGGUUUUGGCGGCGAGGACUGCAGCAUCAAAAGCUGCCCGUCGGACUGCUACGGUCGAGGCCAGUGCGUGGACGGGAAGUGCGUUUGCUUCGCAAACUUCGCAGGCGAAGACUGCAGCGAAUUGAGCUGCCCGAGCAACUGCCUGAACCGCGGACGCUGCGUCGCAGGGCAGUGCGUUUGCGACGAAGGCUUCACCGGAGAGGACUGCGCUCAAAAGAAGUGUCCCAAUGACUGCCUCGGCCGCGGACGCUGCGUGGAGGGCCGGUGUGUCUGCCAGGAGGGUUUCGAGGGUCACGACUGCUCCGUUCCCUCCUGCCCUGGAAACUGCAACGACCGCGGGCGCUGCGUCAACGGGAAAUGUGUGUGCGACGAGGGCUUCGGUGGAGAUGCCUGUGGAGAAAGAAGCUGUCCGAACGAAUGCACGGGAGUGGGCCAAUGCGUGGACGGCCUCUGCGUUUGUGAUGAAGGCUACAUUGGCGAGGAUUGCUCGGAAGUCUCGCCACCGGAAGACCUGACCGUCACAGAUGUAACCACAGAGGAGGUGAACCUCACGUGGAAGAACGAGAUGCUGGUGACGGAGUAUUUAGUCACGUACAUCCCGACUUCACCAGGCGGCCUGCAGAUGGACUUCCGAGUGCCUGGAGACCGGACGUCUACUACCGUCUCUGAGCUGGAGCCUGGGAUCGAGUACCUGAUCAACGUUUAUGCCGUCCUCAACAACAAGAAGAGCAUUCCAGUCAGUGCCAGAGUGGCCACACAUCUACCGCAGCCUGAGGGCCUGAAGUUUAAGUCCAUCACUGAUACGUCUGUGGAGGUUUUGUGGGACCAGCUGAACAUUCCUUUUGACGGCUGGGAGCUCAACUUUCGUAACACGAAGGAAGAAAACGGGAAGAUCGUGAACAACCUGACACCUUCCCAGACCAACUUUGAGCAAUCAGGACUCGGGCCGGGACAGGAAUACAAAGUCACUUUGUCCGUCGUAAAGAACAAUACCAGAGGACCCGAAAUAAGCUCGACUGUAGUUACAAGAAUCGAUUCUCCAGGACAGGUUGGUGUUAGCGAUGUGACUGACAGGUCAGCAGUGAUCUCCUGGUCCAGGCCUGUGUCUCAGGUGGACGGGUUCAGGGUUUCGUACGGGCCAAGCACAGACCCGUUAGUCCAUCGUGAUGUCGACCUCUCGGCCAAAGACACGCAGUACAGCCUGGAAGACCUGAAACCCGACACUGAAUACAGAGCGUCUCUCAGUUCUAGAAGGGGAGAUUUGACCAGCGAGCCCAUCUCUGAAAGCUUCACCACAGGCCUGGAUGCCCCCAGUGACCUUAAAGCUGUUGAUCAGACUGACAACAGCAUCACAGUGGAAUGGAAAAACAGCCGUUCAUCCAUCGACGGAUACCGGAUCAAGUACGGACCGAUCGCAGGAGGUGCUCACGGUGAAGAUAUGUUCCCUAGAAGAGCAGGAGACACGACAUGGGCCACAAUUACAGGCCUGAAGCCUGGAACGGAGUACGGCAUUGGAGUCACAGCCGUUCAGAAUGAGAGAGAGAGUGUGCCGGCCACCACCAAUGCACUGACCGAUCUGGAUCCACCUCGAGACCUGGAAGUGCGAGACUCCUCUGAAAGCACUCUGGAUCUGGUCUGGAAGAGACCCCGGGCCAAGAUCUCCACCUACAGGCUAGCGUUUGUGUCUGCCGACGGGCGACGGGAAGAGCUGGAGCUGCCUGCGACUGCCACCACACACACGCUGACCGGCCUGACCCCCGGCAUGCGCUACACCGUCACCCUGGUGUCAGAACGUGCACGGAGAAGAAGUGCUCCAGCCACUGUGACCGCAUCCACAGCAUCUUUCACUUUUUAUCUAGCGAACACAUUUCCUGAGCUCGGUUCAGCCAAAGGCACCGACGACAAUGUCAUUAGCUUUGUGCCUCUCGACAACUCUGGCAGCGGAUACGAGGAUCCCACCGGCACUUUGACCGUGUCCAAUGUCACGUCUGAUGGAUUUGAUCUUUCGUGGGAGUCAAAUAUGCACAUUGGCUAUGAUAGUUACACUGUAGAACUUAAAGAUUUCUCAGGGAAAUGGAGCAAGGAGGUUCAUCUCAAUGUGGAGGUGAACGGCACUAAGAUCCGAGGUCUAAGGGCUUCCACUGAGUACCAAGUAAGGCUUUAUGGAAUAUCCAAUAACCAAAGAUCUUCACUACUAGAAGCUGUAGCAGUCACAGCACAGUCUACCUCUCCUGAUGUUGUUGCUUUGACCGUCACAAGUGUUUCAACAAUGCAACCGAGCCUCCAUAAGGAGGUUCAACCAGCAGUCUCUACCUCCACUUAUUUAACAGAAGAUUUUAAAGCUGAAGCCUCAGGUGAUGAACUUGAGGGCCCAAGUCAAGGGCCUCCGAGUGACCUAAAAGUCACAAAUGUGAGCAGAAAUAGUUUGUGGCUAUCUUGGUCAGCUCCAGAAGGAGCCUUCGAUAGCUUCAUCGUUGAGCUGAACUCAACGUCGAAUAAGUCUAAAGAGCUCAUUAUUGACGUAUCUGGAGAAGCCCGGCAGGUCCGUGUUGAUGGGCUGAGCGCUGGCAUGCAUUAUGAGAUUACUUUAUAUGGGAUGAAGGAGGGCGAAAAAUCUCAACCGGUCAAUGUUCACCUCAAGACAGAGGAGCAGAAGCCGCAGAUUGGCAGUCUGAGUGUGUCUGAUGUAUCUUGGGAUAGUUUCAAUGUGUCCUGGAUCAUUGAGGAUGGCCUUGCCUUUGACAGUUUUGUGAUUGAAGUGGCAAAUUCAGCAGGUGGUCCAGAAACACAGAGCCUUUCUGUAUCUGGGGAUGCACGUAGUUUAUGGAUGUCUGGGCUCAGCCCCGACACGUCCUAUACAAUAACACUAUACGGAGUGCAUCAGGGCUCGAUCCUGGGGUCGAUCAACAUUGAAGCAGCGACAGUUGGGAGCUGUGGUGUCAAGCAGGUGCUUCUGUGCUCUAACAUUUCCUUUUAAUUCUUCAUGAAACCU